AUGGCCGAGCAGCAUGGCAUUCCAAUGUAUCUCUCCCCCAGAUUCGGUGAAAACUCAUUAGAGCAGCACACUCCCAACAUUGGACCCUUCGGUUUCCACCUCCAACCACCACAGUUUGGCCUUGGACCCAACCAUCAGGUAAGGUCCUCCUCCUCCAAGAGGACCGUCGGCAGGCCACCCGGUUCUAAGAAUAAGCCGAAGCCCCCGAUGGUCAUCAUCAAGAACAACAAUGACAUAAAGUUAGCAAUUAUUGAGGUCGGUGCCGGCACCGACGUCAUGGAGACGGUGGUCCAGCUGGCCCGCCGCUACAACUCCAACAUCAUGGUGGUCCAUGCUGCGGGUACAAUUUCCAAUGUGACUCUCAGCAACCCUCUGGACCAAGCUUUCAUUGCCCAUGGACCCUUUGUUCUGUUGGGUCUCUCUGGAUCCUAUGUGACACCACAUUCUCUCAACGAUCCCUUGCCUUCUUCUUCUUUUCCAUCUUUCACCCCCAACCUCUCUCCCUCUGCGACUCGCUCCACCUUCGCGAUCUCCAUCUCUAGCUUACAGGGAAAAGUCAUUCAUGGGGUCGUUGCUGGAAAGAUCAUGGCCGCAAAUAAUGGGGUCACUGUUACGACUCUGCUUUUCAAGAACCCUGAGUAUCACAAAUUUGGUGUCGUCACUGAAGGCGAUAUUGUGGAAGAACAUAUUGAUAACCCUCAUGACAAUGGUGGUGGCAGUGAUCACGGGGCCGCUAGCGGUUUUAUAGGUGGUGGGUGUGCUGGUGGUUUUGACAUGCUUGAAUUUAAACAAGAUUGA
Lotus japonicus is the source of this 798-nucleotide messenger RNA. Its product is annotated as AT-hook motif nuclear-localized protein 21-like. NCBI's taxonomy places the organism in Eukaryota, Viridiplantae, Streptophyta, Magnoliopsida, Fabales, Fabaceae. The record is from RefSeq and is a predicted model, not a curated record. The transcript has a single exon. Gene Ontology annotation, molecular function: DNA-binding transcription factor activity; minor groove of adenine-thymine-rich DNA binding. The coding region runs from base 1 to 798 and encodes 265 amino acids. Gene Ontology annotation, cellular component: nucleus.